Molecule: messenger RNA, 609 nt
Organism: Cyclocybe aegerita
Lineage: Eukaryota; Fungi; Basidiomycota; Agaricomycetes; Agaricales; Hemipholiotaceae
Source: the annotation of a GenBank genome assembly
AUGAACAUUCGCGGACUCAAGGAACUUCUACUACAUGCGUUUGAGCACUUGCUCGCCGCUGGCUCUCGAUCCCCAAUACUUCUAUGGCUCUAUCAACUAAUCAGGAAUACCGAACCUGCUCUCACUCGUCUUCUGGUGAAGUGUGUCCUUCGAUUCCCUCGAUCUCUGCUUCAAACAACCCAAUGGAUCAUGAACUUUGCCAUCCAUCAUCUCUCCGCAAUCCCCUCCUGGAACAAGCGUAGGAGCCCUCCCAGCAUCGAAUUCCAUCGCCCUAGAGAUGUGUUUCCCUUGACUUCUUCAACUAUCUUCACCUGUUCCCUUCCUGAAUUCCGUUUCUCUGGGUCGAGAGAUCAAUCUCUGUUACCCCUCCAUACUCAAAAUCUGCCUCCUUCGGAAAUGGCUGCCCGCGAGCAUAUUCCAGCGAGUGUGCCCAGUCGUGUUGAAGAAGGAACUUACCAGCUCGAUCACGCUGACAGAUCGAUAAGUGGACUUAGUGGAGAGACCGUAAUCGGCACUUCCACUCGUAGCUGCCCCUCCCUCGAUGCAUGUGUGGUAGAUUUCGUGGGACAACCGGGGCGCCGUUCACAUCGACACUCACACCCCAUAUGA